AUGGAGUUGUCUGCGUCCCUUACGCGAGGUGUGACUAAAGCUGGAAACAAAGCUGAAAUAGGUGACAGCGAGUAUGCGCAGCUUGUGACCAUGAUUUUCCAAGUGGCUGUAUCGCGCGAUUUUGAAGGACAUGCCUUCGACGGUCGCGGCGACCUGCAAGAUGCUGUGAAGGAGGCUGGGGCUGGUCUCCUAGCGCUAAUCGUUGAGAGCGCAAAGAGAGACUUUGAUGAGUCCUUGUUACGGCUCCAGCUGGAAGAGUGCAAGAUGCCUGGCGACCGCGUCAAUGUUAUUCUCGAAAAUUACAAGAAACAUAAACACGCGAUUCGUAUGAGACUCAGUGAGCUAAGCACUGGACGACCUCCUCACUUAGUGGGCGUUGACUGGGCAAUGGAUUACCGCGUGAAGCAUGGACAUUUGACUCGUUUAGAUGAACCCGUUUUCCGAGUUAACCUUGGAAAUGACGCCACGUCGUUUGAAUGUAACCUGGCGCAAAUGCAGGACUUGGUUCACACGCUCAGAGAUGCUGUGAAGUGUGUUCAGGGGAAAGUGCAAGGCGACGUUGCCUGA
This is a messenger RNA of Ornithodoros turicata, 567 nucleotides long. Its product is annotated as COMM domain-containing protein 3-like. Gene Ontology annotation, biological process: sodium ion transport. The transcript has a single exon. Lineage: Eukaryota; Metazoa; Arthropoda; Arachnida; Ixodida; Argasidae. The record is from RefSeq and is a predicted model, not a curated record. Bases 1 to 567 code for a protein of 188 amino acids.